This is a messenger RNA of Cutaneotrichosporon cavernicola, 801 nucleotides long. RefSeq lists its product as uncharacterized. NCBI's taxonomy places the organism in Eukaryota, Fungi, Basidiomycota, Tremellomycetes, Trichosporonales, Trichosporonaceae. The coding region runs from base 1 to 801 and encodes 266 amino acids. The transcript has a single exon. The record is from RefSeq and is a predicted model, not a curated record.
AUGGACACGCCGUCCAAGCCGCCCAGACAGCCCAGACAGCCCAAGGUUAAGUCCCAGGCAACCCAGGUCCCUAUCAACGGCGUCAACGGCACCAACAAUCGGUCCAGCUGCAGCAACCGCACCAACGGCGUCUCCCACACGACAAAGGCGAACGGCAGCACCAAAAGCAGUGCCAACGGGCACACCAAGGGCAGAGCAGUGAGCGUGAACACCAAAAGCCACGACAAGAUCAGCGACGCGUCCAACCGCCGCCAUAGUAGCGGGUCCAUGAAGAAGAACCACAUGAACAUCAACGCCCACGGCAUCAUCCAGAACACCUACCUCAACACCACGGCCAACCCUGCAACCCAGAGCGCCUCCGCUCCCGAGCGUCACUCCAUGGGCAGCCGCCCCAGGUACAACCCCAACCCCAAUCCAAUCCUGGCGUUCGACAACAUCGUCAGCACCCGCGCGGACCAGCCGCCAGGCGCCACCCACACACAUCCGCCGCUCCCCAUGGGCCCCACGGCCCACACCCAGCCCCUUACCCCAUCCGCGCCCACAAGCCAUACCCAGUCGACGCCACCCCGCGCGCCCACCCACGGGCCUCAGUCGACACCUCCCAUGGCCGCUACUCGCAGCCGUAUCCUCAGCCCUCACCGCGACGGCACCGUGCCCACUUACCCCAUCCCCUCCCUUACUGCCGUCGACGGCCUCCUCCACCCUCGAGGCACCCUCACCACCCGCCCCCCUCCCACCGACAAGCGGCCUUCCACGCUGCCCAACCGCCCACCUAGCCUGCCAUACUGUGAUACUACCUAG